Molecule: messenger RNA, 2586 nt
Organism: Daphnia magna
Lineage: Eukaryota; Metazoa; Arthropoda; Branchiopoda; Diplostraca; Daphniidae
Exons: 5
Coding region: 84-1571 (495 amino acids)
Biological process (GO): recombinational repair
Source: RefSeq, a predicted model, not a curated record
CACGUUUUUAAAUUUCCAAACGUAAACACGAGUGUUGUAGUGGAACAAUUGUUCACAUAGUAGCCCAUUUAUACAAAAUUCCAAUGCUGGGAAACGAUGAUAGCGACGAGGAUUUUAACUUUGAUUUAGAUGAAGUUGUAAAAUUAGCAACUCAACAGAAUGUCAAAGAAACAGUUGUAUCCAAUCACAAGGCUAAAGAACUCCUUCACACAAGUCAGCUACCAAAAAAUGAUACUGGCGAAGAUUGGGGGAAUGAUGAUGACAUAUUUGAUGAAAUUUUGGAAGCAGAAAAUAUGGGAGAGGUUUCCCAUUCUUCGAAGACCUCACAACAAGACCAUGCUCCUUCAAUUUUAAGAGAAAAAUUGGUUCAUCAGUGUGCAACAAGAAAAGUCUUGGACCAUACCAUAAACUCCCAAGAAAGCAUGUACAACCCUCAAGAAAUUACAACAAAUGUAAAUGUUCAUGAAAAACCAGUUCAUAAAAUCAUGGAAAAGGGUGCAGCAAAAUUCCCAGGUCCUGCCGGUCUUCUUAGUCUUACGGAAAAUAAACCAAAAGGAAAAGAGACAAAGACCAAUCUUCAGAGCAUGGGCAAUAUGGAUGGCCUUUGUUGUUGGGAUAAGGCAUUGUCUCUAUUGAGGUUGAAGAGCUCUUGGGAAAGUAAUAAGAUGAACUUACAAAUGGUAAAAAAGACUAUUGCUCCAACUGCAGUGUACCUGACUGCACCCUUACUGGUAGUGGGUGUUUUAAGGAUCGAAGUGGCACCAAUUAUUUCACAUGACGUCAGUUGUGUCCUUCAAGAUCCAACGGGCGAAGUGAAAGGACGAAUUCUUCAAGAUGUUAUUACAGAUUAUGGAAAGUUGAUUCGAGUGGGGAGCAUUCUUGUGUUGCGCCGACCAAGUGUUCUUCAGAUGGUUCCAAGUUGCUUCGUCACCGUUACCAAAAAGUGUUUGAUCGGAAUUUUUUCGUCGCAAAACAAUGAGAUUACCCAAUUGCAAAAAUUUGCAAAAGAAGAUCUCAUUACGUGGCUUACGGAACCGGUUGUUUAUGGUGAUCCGGUAAUGACUGGGGAGGAAGCCAAAGAAGCUGAGGAAACCCCACUCACGUUAUUUACUUCGGCUGCUUCAGCAUUUGCAGCCACGUCAGCAAUCCGACCGGGGGCUACUGCCAGCACCCACAAGCCAUACGAACGACCUUCCACCUCAUCCAAUUACAACCGCCCGAGAGCACCAGUAAAUCCGACACCUCGGCCUGUAAUGAAUGCGACGCCUCGGCCAGCAAUAAAGCCUCGGCUACCAAUCAGCUCCACGCCAAGACCAUCGCAUAAUUCAAUUGGGCAAUCUUCUCGGCCGCCAACUAGUAACAGCAAUCAAUUCAGUUACAAAUCACCAUCAGCAAUUAUUUCGACACCUCGGCCUGCACCUUACGCUCCGCCCACUAGAUCGUCGCCCGUCCCCGAUGCCACUCCUACCAUUCCAGCACAAGCCAAAACAUGUGGAAACGCUACGGACGAUCAUUUUCUGUCCCAGUUUCUCCAGGGAGUCGAUACGGACUCGUUGUUCGAUGAUUUUUAACCGCCAUGUCAUGCAAUGAAUUAUUAUUGAAAAAAAAUUCUUGAAAUAUCCUUGAAACGUUUUCGAUAGAGAUGAGUUUUUGUUAUGAGAUUACAGAAAACAAGGGUGAAACAAUGAAAUCCAUCAAGUUUUUGCUUUCCAAGUCAUUGUUUUUAUUGGUUUGCAUAAUUGAACUGCAUCGACAUAACAUCAUCAUGUAUUUAUAAUUUUUUGUAUGUUAUAAAAAGGCGAAAAAAGGGGUGUGGGAGCGGGCCGGAGGGAUCACUACAGAAUUCGCAUAGAUAGGCGCGGUUGUACGACAAUUCUAUAAUUGCAUCCAAAGUCAUCAGUCGCGUGGGAAUCACGUGCGACACAUCAUCAAAACACAUCCCUUUUUUUUUGUAAUUAUUUCUUAUUUACUUUUUCUUUCUUUCUUUCCUAAUGCUCUGUGUAAUCUCUUUGCAUCACGUCUUUCUAGCUUGAGACGUUCGACGAGAGAGUGGCUGAGGCUGAUACGGGGGCGGUGACAUUAAGAGAAGGGAAAAUGACAAAAGAAAUAAUAAGAAAGAAAGAAGAAAAACAAAACAAAAAAAAAAAAAGGCCUGAGGAUCACAAUAGAUUCUCAUCGUCUACUCAUCGCCCGAAAGUUGACAGAAAAUGUUUUGCAUCCAAUUUCGCGUGUUUUUCUUUCUUAAAACUUUGUAAAAAUACAAAAAAAAGGUGGGAAGCCGAAGGAUUCGUUUUUUUCUUUCUUUCUUCCCUCUCUCAACAUGCUUUUUAAUUAAGAAGCGGGAACGAAACGUUAUGAAAGAGGCUCGAGUAUUGGCAGGAUUUUCGCUUUACUUCCUUUUUUUUUUUUCAACAACAACAACAACAAAACCCCCCCCUUUCAAAUGUGUGUCUUUGUGUGCACUGACGAGCCGAAAAAAAAAUAACGUGAAUUCAUCUAAUCAAACGAAUUUUUCUCGUGAACAAGGGGAAUAGACAAAGAGGACGACGAAGACGAACAAGAAAAAAAAAGGCACUUUUUUUUUUU